This is a messenger RNA of Yarrowia lipolytica CLIB122, 1869 nucleotides long. RefSeq lists its product as uncharacterized. Lineage: Eukaryota; Fungi; Ascomycota; Dipodascomycetes; Dipodascales. Gene Ontology annotation, cellular component: plasma membrane. The record is from RefSeq and is a predicted model, not a curated record. Gene Ontology annotation, biological process: actin cortical patch localization.
AUGCAGACGCUGAAUCCGUUGCUCCACAUCGAGUAUGUCCUGGCGGCCGAGUUCGACAUCGACGCAGGCCCUGUGGUCAAGUACCAAUACCCCGACACGCUUCCUGGCGACGAGCAACUCAUGGCGGAGCUCAUGCUGCCAGAUCAGAGCCACGUGCGCAACCAGGACUGGACGAUAUUCUUUCUGCACGACGAAAACGGGCUGCUCAAGUACCGCCCCAACGACAAGGGCGACAUGUUCUACGUGCUCAACCUCGUCAAUACCAAGUUCGAUAAGGACGUGCGACGAGGCGCUAUCGUCAAGAGUAUGUGUCUGAUUACGCGUUACCCCUACUUUCAGAUCUUCAAGCCCGUGCUAAUUCUCGCUCUGGACGAGUACUUUGACGCGCCGUCGCUCGACUGUCUCAAAAAGCUCUACAACAGCAUCAACAGCAUGAGUGUGGACCGCAUGCCCUCCUUCUCGGCGUCAGAAAAACUGCUGCUGGCAGUUUCUGAGGACCAUUCGCUGUUUGCCGAACGGUUUGGCGAGGAGGAGACGGCAUCUAUCGUCGACGAGAAAAACGCUCCUAUUGAUCCCAAAAGAAACUCGUCAGGGGAGAAACCCACAUACUACAUUGAUCUCAAAAACAGAGGCCAUCGGCUGGUAAGCACAGGAACGGUGCGAGAUACACACUACUUUGACUCGUCGUUACAAUACGGAGCCAUGAAGAUCCCCGUUAAGGUGCCAACGGCCAUUUUCCCCGAAACGGUAGGCGACUUUUCGCUCAUCCGACUGCUCAGAACCCUGCAAAGUGUCAAGGGUCCGUUCAAAUCGGUCCACCCGCAACUAACUAUCUUUGGGCCCACCACGCCACCGGUGAUUGUGCUUAUCAACGCGCUUCUGACCCAGAAACGGGUGCUCUUCAUCGGAUACAAUACCCCUUCGGGCGAUGUCGCCGACCACGUGCUGGCAGCCUGUUUCCUUGCAUCUGGCGGAGGCAUUCUGCGUGGGUUCACACGGUAUGCUUUCCCCUACACAGAUCUGUCAAAGGUGGACGAUCUGCUAGAAACACCAGGUUUCAUUGCUGGUGCCAAGAACCCUGCAUUUACCCACCACCCCACUUGGUACGAUGUGGUUGUGGACAUUGAAAACUUCACAAUGGACAUUUCCCCAGCAAUCAGUUCUCCUGUGCCCAAGGAGAAAGACUCUAAGGGCACUAACCCUCUAUUUGCAACGAUAUCUCAGGACGAUAUGAUUUUCACAGACCAGAUUAAACGUAUGUUGACGGAACAUUACGGUGAGUCGUCGAUUCGACACCGGUGCAGAAACUACCUGAUUCGGUUUGUGCGAAUCGCCAUCUCUUACGAAGAGUACAAGUACAAACAGUCACAAUUAUGGCCUCGAAAGGCCCCGGAAAAGGACGCAGGGCACGGGUAUGUGUGGAACUCGGGGACACGGCGUCUCUUGGACUUUCAAAACCUAGAGCCCGUUAUUGAGGGCUGGCGUCAGAGUAGAUCUUAUAAGCUGGCUGCGGAGGACGAGCAGGAGAGACUAACCAACCCGGAAGCUCUGACCUUGGACGUGGAGCACUGUCUGGACAAGCUCAAGAUACAAACUCUCAACAACUCCGAGAGUGCAGCUAUCUACACACUUUUGCAUACACAUGUGUCUGGGUAUGACGACAUCAACACCUUGUUGGUACAUGCCAUUGACAACAAUCUUUUCGAGGUUGCACUGGGGUUGGUUCACCGGUUCCCUGCUGCACGGGAGGCCACCUGUGAGCUCCUCGAGCGAAUCAGAGCCCAUCCUGCUGGUAAGCGGUUCUUUGAUCGAAUCAACCCUUUCCUUAAGGUGACCUUCUUCCGGAUUAUCGAAGACAAACGAAGCUGA